UCCUCAAUCACAUUUCAUCUCAGCCCUUCCUCCUCCUUUCUUUCUUACGUUUCUUUUUUCUUUUUUUUCCACUCCCACAGUCUUUUCGUUUUCCCUUUGUUUCAUUUUCAAUUGAUCGGUUUCUCAAUAGAUAAAUAGGGGGUCGCACACACUCCAGAGGGAAACGAAUCGAAGUCGAUGGAGGAGAUAUGAUCGAGGCUGGCAGGAACGACGGCAAGACAAUUCAACGGAAAUGGAAUUAAACGCAGACAGACCAAUCGAUUGAGGUGGCAGCGGAGGCAAGGUGCGGUGGGCUUCACGAAGCAACUGGAUGAGUUUGCUCGGGAGAUCGGCGAGGUGGUCAGUGUAGAAGGGAGUGACAUGGGAGAGGAACAGGGCUCUAUCAGCGAGGUCUUUGGCGACGGUGGGGUACUUUUGCAAUGUGCUAUUUUUGGUUUCCCUUUCACGCUUCAGGCACGAGGCAAACUGUCUCUGGAAUUUCAGAUUCAAGAAUGGCUAUAUAAUAUGGGUAAUUUGUUGUUUUGGGUUUCCCUUUCACGCUUCAGUGACGGUGUUGUUCAGGGCCCUCUGAUCAAUGAAGCUGCUGUCAAAAAGGUUGAUGAGUCCUUAAUUCAUGAUGCUACAUCGAAGGGGGCAAAAAUAAUUAUUGGCGGUAAACGACAUAGUCUUGGACUCACUUUUUAUGAACCAACAUCGUUAGUGAUGUCCACAAUGAUAUGUGCAUAUCUAGAGAGGAAGCAUUUGGACCUGUUGCGCCCCUUUUCAGGUUCAAAACUGAAGAGGAUCCUAUCAGAAUUGCCAACGACACUAACGCAGGAAACAAACCCGUUGGAUUAUGCAUUGAAGAAAUUAACAUGGGAAAACCAUCUGCAGCAAGAUGAUAUAGCCAAGGCAUAUCAUGAAUGUAUUAUGCUUGGACCGGUGAUACAGAACCUUGAAAACUUAGUCAGCUAUAGAACUUAGUAGAUUAUGCAGUAAGAAGAGGCAGAAUUUGGAAACUAUAAAGCCUUUGAAGCUGAUCUGUGUGCUCUCUCCAUCCUAGGGAAUAACCUUUCAAAAAGGAGAAGCCUCUCAAUAAAAGUGAAGCAGUUGAUGCUUCUAAUUUGCAUUGAAGAAAUUAACAUGGGAAAAAGUACUAGAGUGGAAGCUUUUUUUCAGGCAUGUUUAUAUAACUGCAAGCGUUCUCAUUCUUCAGUUGUAGCACUUGCUGCACUCAGGUCCACAGAAAGAUCAAGAACCUGGAAAAAAGAACAAAUAAGAUAUUAUGAUCAAGAAAAACAAAUUCAGACUUCCACUGCUCCAUCACAUUUUUUUUCCCCUUUGAUAUAAUCUUCUAUUGAUGCAACAUUAUAUUUUAGGCAAGAUGCUUUUGUGCUUCCAAAUUAUUGUAUAGUUUGUUAUACACGUAUAUGUAUAUAAUUACAAUUAUAACUGUUGAUUUUCUGAUUAAUGAUUAUAACUGUAGAUUUCCUCA
Molecule: messenger RNA, 1474 nt
Organism: Lotus japonicus
Lineage: Eukaryota; Viridiplantae; Streptophyta; Magnoliopsida; Fabales; Fabaceae
Exons: 6
Coding region: 361-963 (200 amino acids)
Molecular function (GO): succinate-semialdehyde dehydrogenase (NAD+) activity
Source: RefSeq, a predicted model, not a curated record